Molecule: messenger RNA, 1275 nt
Organism: Ruditapes philippinarum (Manila clam)
Lineage: Eukaryota; Metazoa; Mollusca; Bivalvia; Venerida; Veneridae
Exons: 2
Coding region: 1-1275 (424 amino acids)
Source: RefSeq, a predicted model, not a curated record
AUGACAACAUAUAUGAUAGAAAAUAAGUAUAUCGACACGUCUGUACAGAAAGGUGGAAUCCCAGGACUCUCUGGCUGCGCGGAGCACACUAGUGCGCUCACACAACUGCUACACGAGGCAAGAAUCAACCAAAAAGACCUUACAGUAGUAUGGCUUGACCUUGCAAAUACUUAUGGCUCCAUACCCCACCAACUUAUUCUUGAGGCACUACAGCACUACCAUGUUCCAGAACAAGCAAGAAAUUUGGUCACAAGCUACUUCAGUAACAUCCAUUUGAGGUUCUCAUGCAGUAGAUUUACCACAGAUUGGGUUCCACUGGAGAAAGGCAUUGUCACAGGAUGCACCAUCUCUGUCAUAUUGUUUGUUAUGGGUAUGAACAUGAUCAUCCGAGCAGCAGAGAGGGAAUCAAGAGGUCCACAGACGAAUGCCGGCAUUCGUCUCCCAUCCAAUAGGGGAUUCAUGGAUGACAUGACUAUCACCACAGAAACCCACAUCCACGCGAGAUGGAUUCUGCACGCACUUGAUGAAACAGUGUCAUGGGCAAGGAUGUUAUUUAAGCCAAGAAAGUCAAGGUGUUUGGUAGUGAGGAAGGGGAAGGUAACAGACAGAUUCAAACUAACUAUACAGAAAGAAGAGAUUCCUUCAUUAGUCAACAACCCAGUAAAGUGUUUGGGAAAGUGGUUUGAUUCUACACUCAAGGACACCAAAAGCCAAGGACGACUAAAACAGCAAGUUGAAGAAGGGCUAAAGAGAAUAGACAAGUCAGAACUCCCUGGAAAGUACAAAGCAUGGAUCUUCCAGCACGGUCUUUUAGCUAGACUUAUCUGGCCAUUGAUGAUCAGUGGAGCAGGAAUUGAAGUAAGAACUGGGAGGAAAUGGUCAGUUAAGCAGGCAGUAGACCAAGCUGAAAGUAGUUUAAAGCUCCAGGAUAUUGUAGGAACGACAAACAAGGGCAGAGAAGGACUAGGUAUCAGGUUCAAACAGAGAUGGAGAGAUUCUGAUAAAGUGGAGAGAAGAUCAAUGGUGCAGACAGAACUAAGGAGAGCAGAAGAUGAAACACGGUCAUCAAGAUCAGUCCAACUUGGUUCUCAGGGAAGCUGGAUGAAGUGGAACUUGCCAGAGAGGCAGUUAACCUGGCAGGAGCUGUGGAGUUAUGAGCCACUUCAAUUGAGUUUUCUCCUUAGAUCUGUUUACGACCUACUACCCUCCCCAACAAAUCUUAAACUGUGGAAGUUGUCAGAAGAUCCCAGCUGUCUACUUUGCGGGAAUGUAUGA